Cucurbita maxima (winter squash) is the source of this 1497-nucleotide messenger RNA. Its product is annotated as EPIDERMAL PATTERNING FACTOR-like protein 2. The transcript is spliced from 2 exons. The record is from RefSeq and is a predicted model, not a curated record. Bases 84 to 542 code for a protein of 152 amino acids. NCBI's taxonomy places the organism in Eukaryota, Viridiplantae, Streptophyta, Magnoliopsida, Cucurbitales, Cucurbitaceae. Gene Ontology annotation, biological process: stomatal complex development; guard cell differentiation.
UGCCAUCCUUACCUUUAAAGCUUUAACCUUUUGACAUAUCCAUCCAUCUCUUUUUGUUCUUUCUUUUUUCAGUCUCUAAAAAGAUGGGCAGCCUUCAAAUUUGGCACAGAAACAAACACCUUUCAAUUCCCUUCCUCUUCUUCCUCUCUGUUUUCCUCUUCAUUCAUCUUACAUCCAUAGCUGAAGGCAGAGGUUUCCAGACGCCAUUAAUGGAGGACAGGAAGGUGGAGGAACAGCCCAGCACGGCGGAGCUGGUGAGGAUGAGGAGGAGUCAGAUAGGGUCACAGCCGCCAAGCUGCCGGAGAAGGUGCAGGGAAUGCGGCGGACCUUGUGAGGCAGUUCAAGUACCAGUAGCAGUGCAUGAUUCAUCACAUGAGAAACAGAGGAGAAGAACAAGAAGAAGAAUAAGAAGCCAUUUCUCUAGUGAAGCUUCUUCUUCUUCUAAACAUAAUAAGGUGGCUCUGUCUAGUGAAGAUGAAACCUCAAAUUACAAACCCAUAAGCUGGAAAUGCAAAUGUGGGAAUUUCAUCUUCAACCCAUGAUUUUGCUGUUCUUUCAAUUCUUUUUCAUUCAAUAAAAAUACCAACUUGUAAAGAUCAAAGAUCUGGAAAUCAUCCAUUGUUCUUGAGUUUCUGUGUUUUUCAAGGCAAUUAGGCAAAGGGAUGUCAGGUGGGUGAAAAGUACAGAGAUUUGGUGAUUUGUAAAGGGAGAAGAGAAAUGUAAUGAGAUAUUUGAAAGUUUUAGAAGAGAGAGAAAGGGAGAAUUAUUAUGGUGAGAUUAAGAGAGAGAAAAUGAGGUGGAAGUGUCAUAGUGUCUGUCAGGUAGAAUUCAGACAUUUCUGUUCUUCUUCCUGGUUUUCGUAUAAUAUAAUAUUUCUGAAUCUGGAAAAAUCUCCAUGGCUACAGAACAGAGUAACCUCAAUAAACUCAAUUCAUCUCUCCCUCCUCUUCCCUAAAAAUGCUAUAGACCGAGGGUGGGACAAGACCUCUUACAACGGAAAAGAAAGUCAAGUGGACUCCCGACUCUUCGCCCGCAGUAAGGAAGGAAGGAGACAUUGGAAAGACUAGACCAUAGACCUCUUAUACCGGAAAAGAAAGUCAAGUGGACUCCCCACUCUUCGCCCGCAGUAAGAAAGGAAGGAGGCAUUUGAAAGACUAGACCAUAGACCUCUUAUGCCGAAAAAGAAAGUCAAGUAAGAAAGGAAGGAGGCAUUAGAAAGACUAGACCAUAGGACCUUUUAUGCCUCUCAUGCCAGAAAAGAAAGUCAAGUGGACUCCUCACUCUUCACCAGCAGUAAGAAACUAAAAUUGAGGCAGCCGACCACCACCAAAAAUAAAGAAGAGAUGAAAUUCUAGAUUGAACAGAACCCACCUAAGAUAAUACGCACUAAGAUGAGAGCUAACUAUUGUUGCCUAAUGGGAACUUCGCCCAUAUUCAGGAAACCCGGCUGAAUAGUUUCUUAGUACUAGGAUCAACUCUUCCUUCCUUGCCGGGUAG